This is a messenger RNA of Aspergillus glaucus CBS 516.65, 1166 nucleotides long. RefSeq lists its product as uncharacterized. The record is from RefSeq and is a predicted model, not a curated record. The transcript has 3 exons. Lineage: Eukaryota; Fungi; Ascomycota; Eurotiomycetes; Eurotiales; Aspergillaceae. Bases 1 to 1011 code for a protein of 336 amino acids.
AUGAACUGGAAGAAAGAGUCUGCGAGCUAUACUAAUGUCAUUGAGCAAGCUCAAGCCAUAGUUACAAGAGUUAGAUUCCCCAAUGAAGCUCAUUGGAUUCAAAAGAUCCAGCUUGGGGACCCUUAUGUUUUUACUACAAUGCUUCUUUCACAGCUUCAUAAGCUCAAGUCCACACAGCUUGAUUGUUCAUUUAUCUCAGCACGAGGAUAUCCAGGUAUUAUGCUGAGACAUCCCUUGUUUACAGCCCCUGAAGGAGUUCUUUUAACAUUCAACUCUCUCAAGACGGUGGACUACGGUGGUAAUGCUCGCAUACAGGAGGAGAUCCAGGCAAUUGGGGACGAUGGCUACCCUGAUUGGCAUUCACAACAAUUCAUGCCGUGGUUCUAUCUCCCAUACCUAGAGUCCUUAUGUAUCUGGUUAAGGAGCAUGGAUGGUAUAAUUGGUGUGGGAGAUGCAAAGGGCUCAACGCGACAGUCCAACCUGCAUCAACUGCAUACACUCAUUCUCCCCCAAAUAACCGUCAAUGAAAUAGAAUUUCCUUCCCUACUGUCUCGGACAACCGCUCUAAAAACAUUCCAUUGGGGUAUAGCCUACAAACGGGCUAUCCUCCAAUCUUUGGAAUCUACCAGCAACAAAGUCGAGAAGCUAUCACUAUGGUUAAAGCACUACCCGUAUUCUAAAGACCGCACCCUCAAUUCUAAGGAUGAUUACAAAUUAAGAGAGCCCUUUAAAGGGUUCCUGAAAACAUUGGGCUUUCCCCGAUUGCGCUCCAUGGAAGUUCCCCUAUGUCUUGUAUGGGAUUUAUUAAACCCCUAUACCUGGGUAAACGAGCUCAAACUACUCAAACUUGUCCGGAAUUUCUUGGUUGACGUAGUCCCUUACGCCGCAUUUAAAGCGCAUUUUCAUUCGGAUAUGUCACAUUAUGGAUGUGGAUUUGUGGGGGAGAAACGGGCAGAUGUGCGGACACAGUGCGCGCAGGUGGGCAUUGAGAUGGAUGUCAUACAUGAUUGACUUUCGCCGGGGCUGUGGACGUCUUGCUCUUAUCCCAGCAUGGAGAUAAGGGGAGGUUCCCUGAAGGUCUAGUCCUCGCGAUUCACUGUGGGUAAAUUCACUCCCUGGGAAUAGAAAUGAAGAGGGCAGUAUCCUCACAUCAGCUAGCUUCCCAG